UACUUACCUGGAUGAUUGAGCAUGCAUCAAGAAAUUGAAUUUGUGAUACCACUGGAAAAACAAAGAUCCAUCUGUGGGGUGGGUGAUGACAGUAUUUAUUUAUUUAUUUACAAUUUUACGUCAAGCAAAUACGAUUCUUUGAUUCAGCUCCUGGACCUAAUUGUGGUACGCUUGAACAUCACUGCUAGACUCUUUCAGUCAGUCAGCAAAAUGAUCAAUAGAUAUAAAUUUAUUAAUAAAAGAAAUUAAGCACACUUUUUCCACCUCAGAAGUCAAUAAUACCCUUUUCAUCAGAAAGAUCUUCUUGCGACUGCUUCGCGGUAGUGUCAACCACUUUGGCACCAGUUUGCUUGAGAUUGAAAUCUAGGCUUUGAUUUCAGAUUUGAUUUAUGUUUGGUUCACUCCCUCCACCCACCAAAGUCACUCUGUGUCCCUCUGUGACAUCACUUCAAACGACUUCCUGUUUUAUUUUGUAAAUUCCUUACCCUUUGUGUCUACAUAUGGUUACUCCUGCUUUUGUAUCUUUCACACAUGUGGUUGAUUAUCCAAUCAGCCCCCCCUGUGUAUAAGUUUCUUGAUUUGCCCAUCUCAUUUGCUAGAUUGUUUGUGUAUGAUUCAGUACUCAAACUUUCCAGCCAUUCCUGGUUCAGAUUUUUUUUCCUUGUGUGUUCCUGUUUGGUGUUGGUUUUCUUUGGGGAUUACUUGUUUUCACCUGUUGUGUUUUGUUUUCCCUUUUGGCUCUCUUGCUAUGUUUUACUUGACCAAGUGGUUUUUGUAUCAGCUUUCUGAAAGAGAAGCUCGCUUUUUGUUAAGUUCCUUUUGGAAUUGCAUGUGGAUCGUCUGUUUGAACUGAGCUGGUCACAGAACAAUUUGGCAAACAAUGGAUACAGCGGACCGUGGAUUGCUCCUGCAGAGAGCCGAGAAGGUGCUGUCUUCAAGGAGAAGUCUCUUCUCCAGCAUUAACAUCCCUGAAGAGAUUCAACGCAAACUGAAGCCCACUGUAUUGAAAGUGUGGCAUCCCUCUACAUUGUUGUCAAAAGAGUGCUACUCGCUGUACAAUCCCUCCUUUGAAUCCAUGAUGCUUGACUUGGCAAAGCAGGCGGAGAAGAUUCAUGGAAAAAAUGAUUUGAAACAAGUGAGCCUGGAGCCCGCUGAAUUCAAGUCCGUAAACUUUAAAAGCUACACAGAAGCUUUGACGACCCUGGAAUAUAUCAAGAAGUGCAGCUUGAAACCAGCCAUCAAACCAGGGGAGAAGCUGGAGUAUCAUGCUGUCAAAAAUGAGUCGGCCCCUGCAAGCGAACCUUCAGAGCUGCGCGCAUACUACCCAAGAUGUAAACUGCUGUGUCAGGACUGCGGUCUGAUGUUGAAAAACAUAUCUCAAUAUCUCAAUCAUCUGUCAAAUCCAAGACACAGGGAGAUGUUGUGGAAACUCUUUGAAGAAGGAAUUGAAGGCUAUGAGAAAAAAGCUCACUUUUUCCUUCACUUACACUUGUAUGUCAUGGAGUGCUUCAAGAAAAAACAGCCAGCCAUUGGUACAACCUUGAUUGUGUCCUGCAUUACCACAGAAGUUGAUGCAGAGCCUUUUUACAUAUGCUUUGCUUGUCAGGAGUGUGUCUGUCAGUCCUUGAUUGAGCCACACUUAAACUCCCGAAAACAUGUUGUGCACACACUGCUGUUUGAGAAUCCCUGGCGGCUGCCUUUCGGCUGGGAGAAUCUGCAGGAUGAUCAAACACUAAAGGCAAAGGCGUGGGAGGAAGAGAUUGAGGCAAGACCAAAGGAGGUGGUUCUGAAGGUUCUUGAUAUGCCAUGGUCAGUAUUUUACAGGCUCAGCCCUCCUACUUUUGGAAAAGUACUGGAGGGACUUGAACAACAGCACAAGGUCUUGAAGAAUGAAGUUCCACCUUGUCAAACAUAUAGCAAACUCCAAGGAAAUGAAUCAUUUCCUCUACUUGGCAUCGAGUUCAUCGUGAUGUAUGAUUUAUAUGUCAAAGAACCCAAUUCCCCAGAAGCACAUUUUCUGUGUUUGCUCUGUGAGAGGAGGCUGUCAGAGCACGAAUGCUACGACCAUGCAUUCAGCCGUGAACAUGUGGCAAAAUUCCUGGACCGUUUCCACCCAGGCUCACUGGAUUCCAGCGCUGAUGCAGAGACAUUACUGGACUUGGCAAAACAGGCAGCAACAAUUCACAAUAAAUCUCACAUACAGGUAAUAUAUUUGCAGCGUCCCAUUACGGAGCCAUACUCCUACGUUAUAGCAACAAAAAUCUUGGAACGUGUAAAGUGGAAAACUGAGAACAAAAAGCUUAAACCCCAAAUAAAACUUCAUAGAAAACUGGUUCCGAGGAUAACUGUAAAAGACGAGCAACGCGUGAGAGGUGUCUGUCAGAAAAAUGGCAGCACCAACACAGUCGGUGUAGAAGAAAUCAAAAAAGAGCGUGACACACCGACACAAAGUGAAAAUGACUCGGGGUUGAAAAGUGAAGCGGCUUCAGAAGUGAUGAACAGUCCAGGUGAGGUGUGUCGGGCGAUAAAGCAGGAGCCAGAAGAGGCUAAAAUAAAAGGAUCAGCUGGGGCGAAGCAAAGCUGCCACAAUGCCAACAAAGAUAAUGGUGCAGACUCUGGGAUAGAAGAUGGCAGAAGUAGCAAAGAUGUCCCAGCACAGCUGAAGAAUUACAAAGAAAUGGAAAGAAAGAGACAGCACAGUGUGUCUGAAACAUCGCAAGAGGACUCGUGUCCUACUGAGUGUGUGGGGAGAGAAAUGGGCCCUAAAAGACAGCGUCGGACCUCCAGAGAAGACUCGUGUGACAAAGCCCCAAAAAUGUCUGAUAUUAGCAUAAAGAAGGAGAACAAUGAAGAUGAAGCCUGCAAAGCGGCAAUUGACAAAGGUUUUAUCGCUCUGCUUAAAUGCUGCUGUCCUCAGCAUGAGCCGGUCUACCUCUGCGAGUCCUGCUCUUUGAAGGUCUCAGAGAAGGACAUCGUCAGCCAUCUGACUGGAUUUGACCAUCACAAGGUGCCACUGGUGGAUGUUAAUGUAAAUGAAGAAGUUUACAGUAAGGUCUCAAAACAAAGCUUUCAGUCGGCCAUAGAGACAGUCAAGGCAUUUCAAACUCAGCAGGACAUUGGGUCUACAUUCCCUUCAUCCUCAGCUCCUACCUGCGUAAAACCUGUGGACACUUCAGUCGACCAACAUGAUGACAAUACAAAGGGCAGCGUGAAGGUGGUGAACAUGGUGACUGAUGCCGACCAAGAGGAGUCUGCGUUAUUUAAAGGCACUGGAAUAACUCAAGUCCUCCCUCAAUCAACUGAAGAGGGCACAAAGAGUAACAAAGCCCCCAAGCCAGCUAACAAAUCUGUCACUUGUUCAGUUACUCCCAGAAGUGGAGAAAACGUAAGUCUGUGUGUGUCAAAUGCAAGUGGCACAAAAACCGCCUCCAAAGCCAGUAUUACUCCAAACACAAAGUCAACUGCAGAAUCUGCAGCAGUGUGCAGAACCGGAGCUCCAUCGAGAGUGACGGCUACUUCUUCAAACAGAAUACCUCCUCAGACUGAAUCCACAGUGGUGCGAGAGGCUACUUGCAAAACUGCACCUUCCUCCAGAAGUGAAAAGUUUCCAUCUCAUCAGUUAAAAACAAAAGCCACCCCUCAAAUGGCACCUGUGGCUAAAAAGCCCAGAACCUCAGUUAGACCUGAGAGUGUGGAGACUUCUGCAAAGACCGUACAUGUGAAGAAUUCAGUGGGGCCAAAUGCAUCACAUUGUCAUAAAAGUAACAAACCUGGCGCUCCUCAUCAGGCCACGGGCACGUCUGUCAGGCCUGAACACAAGAAGCCACCCACAGAGCCACCCCAAACCUCCAUGAGUAAUAAGACAAAGCCAAGUGAAGGCCUUCCUAAAGUAGGCUUAAAUGAGCUGAUUGUGGUAUCGUGUGAGGAGAAGCAGCAAGUCUACUGUAAGCUGUGUUCAGUGAAGCUAACCAGUUCCAGUGACUAUCACCUGAUCAGCUUAGACCACUGGAAAAAAUAUGUGAAAACGAAGUAUCCUGAUUGGACCGCAAAGCCAUCAGAGAUGGAGAGAAAACUGAAUGAGAUAGCGAUCCCCUUGACCGAGGCUGAGAGGAGUCUCGGACCUCGCAAACCACAGAUUCUGAAAGUGAAGAAGGACAUGUAUGAAAAGCUGGCUCAUCUUCCAGAAGAUGAAGCUGUCAAAUAUGUGAAGUCAAUGAAUCAGAGAAGCUUGCGGCUCUCAUCAACCUCCCCAGCUGAUUCUGCCUCUGCCAGUCCAUGCGACGUUUCAAGCUCAGAUGAUGGGAUAAAUAAAAUGUCAGAACUUUCUACUUACGAAUGUCCAGCGGUGGAGAACAAAAACCAGCACCAGGCACUGUUGAUCCAGAAAGAAGAAAUGAGCUCGAACUCAAAAGUGGAGGCAGACCUGGCUGCAUCGAAGCCAAUCGGACACAGCUCGGAAGGUGAAGACAUACAAUCUGAUGACAUGAUUCUGGACGAGCUUGAAGACGAGGAAACUGCAGAAAUUGAGGAUUUAGAGGAAGAUGUAGAGAUUCAGACUUGCACUGAAGUCAUGUCUGAAAUGCAGUGUCCUGAGCUUCGUGGCGGCGCUAGAGACCACAGACCAAAGCAGCCGAAGAGUGAAGAAUUUCAGGACAACUGGACAUUGCCAGCAUGCGCACAAAAACCUUUGACUGUCAAAUUCAGCUGCUCAGAGCCACUCCCUGUAGCUGCUUCAGCUCAUCCAGAAGGGCAGAACCAGCUGAGACCAAGGCAGAAGAUGGACCACGUGUCUAGAGGCAAUCCAGUAUCAGAAGAGCACAGUGCAUCACAGGCAUUCUUAAGAACUCCAACAGAGGGAAGAAAUCAGCGCUCUACUUCUGACAGCAAUUUGUCCAUCUUCUUGAAUACAAAGGGACUGGAUGCUGAACCAAUUGUUGGUAAGGGUUAUGUGUGGGAGUGCCGCGGGAUUGCUUUGGAAACCCUUUUCUUAUGCACGUGCUGCGAGAAGGCGCUCUCUCACCGCGACAUCUGUCAGCACAUGGUCAGCUCUGAGCACCAGCUCGAAUACAUGCGGAAAGUAUACCCUCAGUUUCUCCACAAGUUCUGGGAUGAAGACCUGCCUUUAGACAAGAAACUGGAACUCUUAAAGAAAGUUUCCUGGAAGCUCUCAGAGCGGGAGCAAGAUGAAAGUCCAAAGGUUACUACGCUGAGAAAGGAGUUGCAUGAACGUGUUCAGACGGCUCCAUUCAGUGAAGCUAUAAAAAUUUUGCAAAAUAUGCAUACGGACAAAUCAAGUAAACUGGGCCUGGCGCAGGACAACGAUGAACGCAGGGUCUUGGUACCACAGCACAACAGUCAGCGGUCUGAUGAGCGGCCAGUUCCAAAUGAGUCUCUUUCCACAGAAAUGCAAUCAGCUCAUAGAGCUGAGCGAUACCAGAGAAGUGACAAUGCUCAACUCACACAGGAGCCUCAGUUAGAGGCAACUCAAACGGUUGGUGACUUGGAUGGGUUCAAAGAAAGAGGACUCCAGAGUCCUCUCAAUGUGAGCGGCUCCAGCUCAAAGGAUGAUCCUGUUGCCUCACUGUUGCCCCAUCCUGGCUCAUGUCUCAGCCCUGAAGAGACCUGCUAUAAGCCUCCUGUGCAACCAAAGCUCACGCCACCAGUCUCUGACUAUCAGCAGCCUGCCCUCUGCUUGCAUGUGAAACAGGAAGAGGCGCACUCAGAACCAGCAUGCUCUUCGGCUGCUAAUCCUACUAUCAGCCAAACGCUGUCAGUGCCUCCCAGAGAUCAGUGUCUCCCAUCCAGGGAAAGGCCAGCUGAUACUUUGCCAUGCAUAAAUGAUGUAGACUGGAGAUUGGUUAGACACCUGAUUGCUGUGGUGAGAGAAUGUAGAAUGAAAGCUCCUGUUACUGUUGAUACUGUGGACUCCUGUGCUGCCGGUUCAUCUGAAAGUGUGGAAAAUAGGUUGAAUUUGCAUACAGUGACAAAAACUCCAACUUCCUCUGGCUCAUUUAAAAGCAUGCCUCUGACAGGAAACCCUGCUAAUGCAGGCAGUGAGAACCAACGCUUCAGUCUGAGUGGAAGCUCAGAAGACACUUCAUCUUCCCUGGACCAUUUGAUGACUGGAAAUCCUUUUAAGGUUGAAGCUGCAUCUGGUGCAAGGGCUACUACCGCCACUGUUGAGCCCAAAGACCCACAGCAUCCACCAACUAUUGCUGAUCAAAGAGUCUUUGAACAUUUCAGCCCUGUUUGCUAUACAGACACCAGCCAUAACCCAGGACAGAUCCCACAGCCACAUGCUGACUCAGAGGCUGACAGCUCUGGAGUUGACCAGUUGCCCAUCAGUACCAUUGUAACCGAGAGGCUGGCGCAAAGGUUUAUGGGACAUUAUACAGAACAGCCCCACACCGAGGUGAACAGCAGCCAUCAGGGCAGUUUCCCUACAAUUUCUGGAGACAACCCCACUGACUUUUUGGUGCCUUCAACCGGAUACGAGUCACACAGCCAAAUGCCUUAUGUCGCAAGUUCACAUCCAGGGUACGCACCGCCUCAGGCCGUAUUAGGUUACACAACAGGAGAAAACCCUCAAGUUUAUACUGGAGCUUUAAACCCAAGUGAAGGAUACUCUGCAGCGGCAAUCUACCCGGGAAAUUUUUAUCCACAGCUCGCCAUCAGCCAUUCAAGUUUGCAGUUAUUUGGGCAAUCUGCGGUGACUCCAGGAUGGGUGAGCUUGGAUAUGUUGCACUACUACCCAUCAGUGAGGAGAUAAGUGACUGGUUUUUGGUUUUUCUACAAAAAAACAUUUGCUGUUGUGCGUUUUGGCAUUUGAUUUUUCUCAAACUGUUUUUUGGGAGGGGGGGGGGAAUUAAAAAAAACAAAAAAAAACAAAACAUGCCAUAUUUAGUGAGUUUUAUUCUUUCAAAGUAAUGUUUAAAUGGAUAGUUUAACAUGCAUGUUUAUUCCUUUCUUUUUUCCCCCUUUAAAAAAAAAAAAAGAAAAGAAUUCAUUAUCUUAUGGUUGGGCACUAGCUAUCGUUAGCAUUUGGAAAGCCUGAGGUGCAAAUUGACACAUUCACUGCCUUUUUCUCAGUAUUUCUGUGUUUUCACUUGCCCUCCUGUACAGCAUAUGUUCUGAUCACAUUUAAGAAGCUAGAUUUAGCCUGUUAAAACUCUUUGUUUUGUGUGUUGUUUUUUUUGCCCUGUGGUUCAUUUUGAGCAAAGCGCACAGAUUUUCUGUGCAAGUAGCAAAAAGUUAUGUUUAAAACUGUUUAUAUUCAGUAUGAAGAGUGUGACGAAAUCUCAUUUAUUUGUAGCUUGUUUUUAAUCUGAUAAUAGCAGUUUUAUAUAUAUUUGUGGGUUUUUGUUUUGUUGGCUGAUUUUUGAUUUAAAAAAACAAAAAGAAACUUGAUGUUUGAUUUUUGACCAGUUAAUAAUAGAUUUUGUUUGUCUGAUGAAUAAAAGGGAGGUAAACUUCCUCUUAAACAAAA
Molecule: messenger RNA, 7486 nt
Organism: Maylandia zebra (zebra mbuna)
Lineage: Eukaryota; Metazoa; Chordata; Actinopteri; Cichliformes; Cichlidae
Molecular function (GO): nucleic acid binding; zinc ion binding
Source: RefSeq, a predicted model, not a curated record